Messenger RNA from Raphanus sativus (radish), 766 nucleotides. Its product is annotated as signal peptidase complex subunit 3A. Lineage: Eukaryota; Viridiplantae; Streptophyta; Magnoliopsida; Brassicales; Brassicaceae. Bases 130 to 633 code for a protein of 167 amino acids. The record is from RefSeq and is a predicted model, not a curated record. Gene Ontology annotation, cellular component: signal peptidase complex; membrane. The transcript is spliced from 6 exons. Gene Ontology annotation, biological process: protein targeting to ER.
UUACAGCAACGAUCGCUCCUCUUAUUACAGAAAAAAAAACGCUCGUCUUCUUCUUCUAUCACUUCAAAGACAGGGAUCCCGACAAGAAUCCGGUGAUCGAAACUCUCAAAAAGGAGUAAAUCGUAAAAGAUGCAUUCUUUUGGAUACAGAGCAAACGCUCUGCUCACGUUCUCCCUCACUGCCCUCGCGUUCAUCUGCGCAAUCGCCUCUUUCUCAGACAAUUUCAGCAACCAAAAUCCCUCUGCUGAGAUCCAGAUAGUUAACAUCAAUCGGUUUAAGAAGCAAUCCUAUGGAAACGAUGAGGUCAGUUUGACAUUGGACAUAACCGCAGACUUGCAGUCACUUUUUACUUGGAACACUAAACAGGUUUUCGCUUUCGUGGCAGCAGAAUAUGAAACCCCAAAGAACUCCCUGAAUCAGGUUUCUCUAUGGGAUGCGAUUAUCCCUGAUAAAGAACACGCCAAGUUCCGGGUUCAAACCUCAAACAAGUACCGUUUCAUUGAUCAGGGACAUAACCUUCGUGGAAAAGAGUUCAACUUGACGUUACACUGGCAUGUCAUGCCUAAGACCGGCAAGAUGUUUGCUGACAAGAUUGUCAUGCCUGGUUACAGUUUGCCAGAUGCAUACAAAUAAAUGAUGAAGAUUGAAGAUUACUUCUAAGAGUUUUUUUUUUUGUAUUUCGUUUUUUUCUUUUCAUGGAAAAGAUUCAGUCUUUUUCUUUGAUUCUGUGAACUAGAAAAGUAAUCUCAAAGGUACUAUUGAUCUC